AGAGAGACAGAUUAGCAACACACUGUUGCUUUUUUUCUUACGGGAAUGAAUAUAAAGAGUAAUACUUGACCUUAUUAUCGUAGUUUACCGUUAAUAUAUCCACACACCGACUCCGAAGCGUCGCUACCAACUGUCAGCACAGAGAAAGAGGAGGGGGGGGGAUGACAUGUCAAGGGCUGAAACUUAACGCCGGAAUUCUUGUUGAAGUCGACUGUAACGUCCGCGCCGCCGCAGCGCUGAAGGAGACGGAGCGGACGGCGACAGCCAGCCGAAGUUUAUUACUGUUUCCUCGAUAACAAAGAGGAGGAGGAGAAGCAGGAGGAGGAGGAGGAGGAGGAGAGGAAGGCUUGUCCUUUUAUUUUUUAUUUUUAAAUUUUUUUUGGGGGGCUAAAGGGGGUGUGUGUGUGAGAGAUUAUUCGACGCCAUCGCACGGUUAACGGUGUUGGAAAAGCGUUAAAAUGCGAGACAUCCGCGGUGUUUGCACGGUAAAAGGACAUGGAGCACGGAGAAGGAUCGUCUGAGUAACAGUGACUGUAUUCAGGACCUCUGCUUCGCCAAACCACCGCCGUCAGAUUUGAUCGAGCCAACUAAAUGUAAAGGAUCGUUCGGUUCGAGCUACCAUGGAUAUCUUUCCCCGGCCGAGCGGCGAAAUCCAGAGGAGGAACCCUCAGCAUGACUUUGAGCUCAUUCAGAGGGUGGGAAGUGGCACGUACGGAGACGUGUACAAGGCUCGAAACAUACAAACUGGGGAGCUCGCUGCUGUGAAGAUCAUAAAAUUGGAACCAGGGGAUGACUUUUCCAUCAUACAGCAGGAAAUCUUCAUGGUGAAGGAAUGCAUGCACCACAAUAUUGUGGCCUACUUUGGGAGCUACCUCUGUCGGGAGAAGCUUUGGAUAUGUAUGGAGUACUGUGGCGGAGGAUCUCUGCAGGACAUUUAUCAUGUGACGGGACCUCUCUCAGAGCUCCAGAUAGCGUAUGUCUGCAGAGAGACCUUACAGGGUUUGGGAUAUCUGCACAUCAAGGGCAAGAUGCACCGUGACAUCAAGGGUGCCAACAUACUUCUUACAGACAACGGAGAUGUGAAGUUAGCUGACUUUGGAGUUGCAGCCAAAAUAACAGCCACCAUUGCCAAAAGAAAGUCCUUCAUUGGAACACCUUAUUGGAUGGCUCCAGAAGUAGCAGCAGUUGAAAAGAAUGGUGGCUACAACCAGUUGUGUGAUAUCUGGGCUGUUGGCAUCACAUCCAUAGAACUAGCUGAGCUACAGCCGCCAAUGUUUGACCUACACCCAAUGAGGGCUUUGUUUUUGAUGUCGAAGAGCAGCUUCCAGCCUCCGAAGCUAAAAGACAAAAACAAAUGGUCCACUGCUUUCCAUAACUUUGUGAAAGUGUCUCUGACAAAGAACCCGAAGAAGAGGCCAACUGCAGAAAAACUUCUAUCGCAUGUCUACGUGGCCCAGACGGGUUUGACAAGGAGGCUCGCUGUUGACCUCCUAGAUAAGAUGAACAACCCAGACAACCACCAGCAUUACAGUGAGGUGGACGAUGAUGACCUCGAGCCCCUCUCUGCAGUCAGACACACCAUCCGCUCCACCAACAAACAAGCCAGAGCGGAGAGGACACGCUCAGAGAUAGACUCAAACAAUGGGACAGACCAAGGAGGGCCAUGCUCAAGUCCCAGCUUCACUGAGGGACACAGGGGGGACGCAGUCGACAAGCUCCAGUUUGAACCACCCCUCCGGAAGGAAACUGAGGCUCAUUCUGAAAUGGAUGUGAGUAAAGAUAAUGACUUCCCUUCCCCCUGGAGUCCAUUUGCAGAGGGAGGAAUAACAACCAGGGGACACAUGGCCCAUCUUGAAGAUGCCUUUGAAGACGUGGAGCUGUCAACCCUCAAGCCAGGGAAUCCUCCUCCUCUGCCCCCAAAGCCACGAUUGAACAGCUCAUCAGAGGAGCUUGGCCUUAACGAUGAGAGGUCUCUGACGGUUCGGAGGUUCCCUAACUCUGAGAACGGACCAGGCCAGGCGGUUCGCAGACAGAGCACACCUGAGCAGGGCAACAAGGGGGAGCACUCGUCUCCAGAUUUCCUUUCUGCCAGCGUCAGCAGCCCCGGCCUUUUGUCUCACGCCUCUGAUCCUGCUCUCAGUAAAUCUGAAUGUAAAGAUAAUGAUUCAGAUGACAGUGUGAAUGAAGGCAGUCCCAAGCCACCACCCAACCGACAGCACCGGAAGGAGAAAAAGGAAUUCCCUAAACCAGCUAUCAACGGUCUGCCUCCCACUCCUAAAGUACUGAUGGGAGCCUGUUUCUCUAAAGUGUUUGAUGGCUGUCCCCUGAAGAUCAACUGUGCCACAUCAUGGAUUCAUCCUGACACCAAAGAUCAGUACCUAAUCUUUGGGACAGAGGAUGGCAUCUAUACGCUGAAUCUUAAUGAGCUGCAUGAAGCCACAAUGGAGCAGCUGUUCCCGAGGAAGUGUACGUGGCUGUACGUUAUCAACAACAACCUGAUGUCUUUAUCUGAAGGGAAAACCUUCCAGCUGUACUCCCACAAUCUCAUCGGGCUGUUUGAGCAGCUGAAGAAGCCCGGCUUGGCUGCUCAGUUCCAGACUCACCGCUUCCCAGACAAAAUUUUACCCAGGAGGUUUGCCUUGACAACUAAGAUCCCUGACACAAAGGGCUGUCACAAGUGCUGCAUUGUGAGAAACCCAUACACAGGCCACAAGUAUUUGUGUGGUGCGCUGCAGUCUGGGAUUGUCCUGUUGCAGUGGUAUGAGCCCAUGCAGAGGUUUAUGCUCAUCAAGCACUUUGACUUCCCUCUUCCCAGCCCACUGAAGGUGUUUGAGAUGCUGGUGGUCCCAGAGCAGGAGUAUCCUCUGGUGUGUGUGGCCAUCAGCCAGGGCACAGAGCCGAGCCAGGUGGUCCGCUUUGAGACCAUCAACCUCAACUCCUGCUCCUCCUGGUUCACAGAGAUGGGAACAACUAAUCAGCAGGUGGAUGCAAUCCAUGUCACCCAACUGGAGAGAGACACAGUGUUGGUGUGUUUGGACCAAAAUUUGAAGAUUGUUAAUCUCCAGGGCAGACUGAAGUCCAACAAGAAGCUGGCAUCUGAGCUCAGUUUUGACUUCUGCAUCGGAUCUGUUGUGUGCCUUCAGGACAGCGUCUUGGCCUUCUGGAAACAUGGCAUGCAGGGAAAGAGCUUCAAGUCAAAUGAGGGUGGUGGUUCUGGAGAGCCGACCCACAGACAACCCCACGGCCCUGAGCAACCUCUACAUUUUAGCCGGUCAUGAGAACAGUUACUGAGCCUCUUCCAUAGACGGGAUGUUUUUUUUUUUGUUUUUGUUUUUCUAGAAAAAGCCUCAAUUUUGGGAGAAAACUCCAGACUUUCACCUACGGUCCUGUGUCAAGGGAAACGUCUGGUUUAAAACCGUUUUUUGUUACUGAACUUGGGAUCGACAGGUCAGUAAAAGAGGAGGCUCUUCAGUCUGGAUUCAUGAGUAGCCUUACACCAGCAACACGUUCACUGUGUCUCCGCUUGUUAGGAAAUGACAAGGAAACUGUUACGAGCAGAAGGUGGAGAAAUAAUAAAAAGCUCAAAUGAACAAUGUUACUUAGCAUUUUUCUCACUUUUCUGUACUGUGGACUGAGUUACAAACGAGUUAUCUAGAGGUAUUAUUGACAAAAAGUGCCAUUAAAAUUCACAAGAAUUUGUGAUUGUAUUAGCAAACAACGGGAGAUUUAUUGUGUUAUUGUCUGUAACAUGUCGCUCAUAAUCACCGCCAGAGGCAAACCUGGCACAAGAGGAGAUUUUGUAGUCCAACUAAUAGAUCAGUUUAAAAACCGAAACCCACGAGCAUUGUGGGUUAUUUAAGCAAUAUUUAUUAAUCUCAUGUUAAGUGAUAGGGUAUGUUUGAUUUACAGAUGGUGUUAGCAGACAGCGACAGUGCAGUCCUGCUGUGUGAGGAUUAACUACCUAGUGAACAGUUCCUGAGCAGCUUUGGGUUAUUUUUACUGCUAUGUAAUAUAGUCGCAUCUCUCCUGCUCUGCUGCAUUUUUAGAAGUUGGAUAUAAUGUACAUUUUUUCCUCUUUUUUUUUUUCUUUACCUUCCUCUUUUAUAGACUUUUACUUCUCAUUAUUUGCACCAUGUAAGCACUUUUGUACAUUUUUUUAAUUUAAAAUAAAAUGACAAAAUGAGGGACGAUGCUAGGUUUUUGUUAACAUCUUUGCAUUCCCUUCGCAAAAUGUUUAAUGUAUGCUGUUUUUGUAAUAAAAAAAGCUGUUAACAAGA
Messenger RNA from Morone saxatilis (striped sea-bass), 4277 nucleotides. It is a transcript of the gene map4k5, whose product is annotated as mitogen-activated protein kinase kinase kinase kinase 5. The record is from RefSeq and is a predicted model, not a curated record. NCBI's taxonomy places the organism in Eukaryota, Metazoa, Chordata, Actinopteri, Moronidae. Gene Ontology annotation, molecular function: MAP kinase kinase kinase kinase activity; ATP binding. Gene Ontology annotation, biological process: protein phosphorylation.